This is a messenger RNA of Neoarthrinium moseri, 558 nucleotides long. RefSeq lists its product as uncharacterized. The record is from RefSeq and is a predicted model, not a curated record. NCBI's taxonomy places the organism in Eukaryota, Fungi, Ascomycota, Sordariomycetes, Amphisphaeriales, Apiosporaceae. The coding region runs from base 1 to 558 and encodes 185 amino acids. The transcript has a single exon.
AUGGUAAGUACCCCUGAGUAUCUUCAGCGAGAUUUGAAGGUGAUUAUUGCCGGGCCAGAUCGAGCCUUGUUAGACUACGCCUCCGUUCUUGCCCUGGGGUCGGCGCCGUCUAGGAAUGUUCAAAACAUCAAGGUCUGGCUACAGGAGAAUCCCGGGGCGAUUGUCAAGCGGGAGGCGAGCUUUAUCGAGCAUCAAUACGAACUGGUGGCCAUUACGCCCUCGAAAUCGCCUCUUCGCCGGUGGUUUGAGGCCUACGUCCUGUUCCCGACCCGCAAGUCCUUGGCUUGGUUUCGAAAGACGCCCCAUCCGAGUUUACGCCCAGAAGCCCACCUCGACGUCCACCUCACGAGUAAUGAUGCCAUCGACGUCUUUGCGGCGGCAACCAUCUUCCUGGCUGUUGCCGUGAUGCUGAUAAUGCCCCUGUGGAUCUUGCAGGCCCUAACACAGUUAAAAUGGAAGCUAGUGGUUAUCACUGUGUUCAUCGUCGUAUGCCUUGCUUUUCUCAGUGUGGCAGCGGUGGGAAAUUCGUUGGGGAGAAUCGGGGCCACGGCUGGGUAA